CACUGCGGCCUUGGCCCGUUGGUUGCCCUCCUGCUGGGCGGGGACUAACAUGGCGGAGGUGGAGGAGCUGAUGAAGACGUCGGUGCUGAUGAGGAACCCGCAGCGGGUGCGGGAAACCAUCGCCUCGCUCCGGACCGGCGGUGUAGACAAGUUGCAGGUGAUCUCUGAUUUCGACAUGACCCUGAGCCGGUUUGGAUUCCACGGCCGGCGAUGUCCCACGUCCCACAAUAUCCUGGACUCCAGCAAGGUCGUCAGCGAGGUUUGCCAGCAACAGCUGAAGGAUCUGUUCCACUUCUACUACCCCAUUGAGAUUGACCCCAACCGCACCGUGGACGAGAAGCUACCUCUCAUGGUGGACUGGUGGACCAAGGCCCACGGCCUGCUGUGCCAGCAGAAGAUCCAGCGGGGCCAGCUUGCCCAGAUCGUCCGUGACUCCGAUGUGAUGCUCAGGGAGGGCUUCGAGGCCUUCUUCAACACUCUGCACCUGAGCCACGUGCCUCUGUUCAUCUUCUCCGCCGGGGUGGGCGACAUCGUGGAGGAGAUCACCCGGCAGGCCGGGGUCCUACACCCGAACGUGCAAGUGGUCUCCAACUUCAUGGACUUCAACGAAGACGGUGUUCUGUGGCGGUUCAAGGAUCCACUCAUCCACACGUACAAUAAGAACAGCUCGGUGCUAGAAGGCUCGUCCGCGCAGCUGCAGGCCCGGCCCAACGUCAUCCUGCUAGGCGACUCCAUGGGGGACCUGACCAUGGCAGACAGCGUCCCGGGUCUCAGCAUCCUGCUCAAGAUAGGCUUCCUGAAUGACAAGGUGGAGGAGCAGCGGGAACGCUACCUGGACGCCUACGACAUCGUGCUGGAGAAGGAUGAGACGCUGGAUGUGGUCAUCGGUAUCCUGCAGCACAUACUGCCCGGGGACCGGCCAGCCCCGCGGGGCCCGGCUGGCGAGGCCGCCCCCCUUAGCGAGGGGCCGCUCUAGGUUCCUCUUGACCGGCCGCUCACAGCCCAGUCGCCCCCGCCCCCCGGACCAGAUUGUGAGGGUGCGGGGUGCCUGGUCACCCCUGCAGCCCCGGUGGUGCGAUUAUAGGGGCACGUGAGCUGGGCAAAGCCUGGAGCAGCCUGGCUCCACGGGGACUGGCCCUCGGCUGCCACUCAGACUCACCCCCGGCCCCGGGCAGCCAGGCCCAGCUUGGCGGGACCAACUGGACUUUGCCUCAGCCACAGAGGGCAACUCUCGGGGGUUGCCACGGGAUCCUGGGGCCGGUGUGGCCCAGCAGUCCCCGCUGGGGAGGAUUAAAGAACUCAGCCGGGAGCAGUUGCGGAGAAA
Molecule: messenger RNA, 1324 nt
Organism: Tachyglossus aculeatus (Australian echidna)
Lineage: Eukaryota; Metazoa; Chordata; Mammalia; Monotremata; Tachyglossidae
Gene: NT5C3B
Product: 5'-nucleotidase, cytosolic IIIB
Exons: 9
Coding region: 50-976 (308 amino acids)
Cellular component (GO): cytoplasm
Molecular function (GO): 5'-nucleotidase activity; magnesium ion binding
Source: RefSeq, a predicted model, not a curated record